Molecule: messenger RNA, 1084 nt
Organism: Rhinopithecus roxellana (golden snub-nosed monkey)
Lineage: Eukaryota; Metazoa; Chordata; Mammalia; Primates; Cercopithecidae
Gene: NSA2
Product: NSA2 ribosome biogenesis factor
Exons: 6
Coding region: 134-916 (260 amino acids)
Biological process (GO): maturation of 5.8S rRNA; maturation of LSU-rRNA
Cellular component (GO): preribosome, large subunit precursor; nucleolus
Source: RefSeq, a predicted model, not a curated record
CUCGGCCGUUUUAAAGGGUGACCCUUUCCUGUCCCGGCCUGCGUGGCGUGGGCUUGUGGGUCUUUUGAGACGCGAAAAUUGAGAGCGUUUUCGCACCCCAGGGGCUGCUCCUGGCGGCCCUGCGGCCGUCACCAUGCCACAGAACGAAUAUAUUGAAUUACACCGUAAACGCUAUGGAUACCGUUUGGAUUACCAUGAGAAAAAGAGAAAGAAGGAAAGUCGAGAGGCUCAUGAACGUUCAAAGAAGGCAAAGAAAAUGAUUGGUCUGAAGGCUAAGCUUUACCAUAAACAGCGCCAUGCUGAAAAAAUACAAAUGAAAAAGACUAUCAAGAUGCAUGAAAAGAGAAACACCAAACAAAAGAAUGAUGAAAAGACUCCACAGGGAGCAGUACCUGCCUAUCUGCUGGACAGAGAGGGACAGUCUCGAGCUAAAGUACUUUCCAAUAUGAUUAAACAGAAACGAAAAGAGAAGGCGGGAAAAUGGGAAGUCCCUCUGCCUAAAGUACGUGCCCAGGGAGAAACAGAAGUAUUAAAAGUUAUUCGAACAGGAAAGAGAAAGAAGAAAGCAUGGAAGAGGAUGGUUACUAAAGUGUGCUUUGUUGGAGAUGGCUUUACAAGAAAACCACCUAAAUAUGAAAGAUUUAUCAGGCCAAUGGGCUUGCGGUUCAAGAAAGCCCAUGUAACACAUCCUGAACUGAAAGCCACCUUUUGCCUGCCGAUACUUGGUGUAAAGAAGAAUCCCUCAUCCCCACUGUAUACAACUUUGGGUGUUAUUACCAAAGGUACUGUCAUUGAGGUAAAUGUGAGCGAAUUGGGCCUUGUGACGCAAGGAGGCAAAGUUAUUUGGGGAAAAUAUGCCCAGGUUACCAACAAUCCUGAAAAUGAUGGAUGUAUAAAUGCAGUCUUACUGGUUUGACAGCAAUUUCAUAUAUAAUUAUCGAGGACUACACACCAAUUGAGAAAACUGCCAUUACUGUGAUGUUUCUGAAUACUACCGAACAGCCAUACAUGUCUGCAAUGAAGAGAUUUAUUAAAUUGUAAACGUUAAAAUGGUCCUGUUCUAUAAAUGGUCUUUAUUUUGAAA